This is a messenger RNA of Polistes canadensis, 4738 nucleotides long. RefSeq lists its product as uncharacterized. NCBI's taxonomy places the organism in Eukaryota, Metazoa, Arthropoda, Insecta, Hymenoptera, Vespidae. The transcript is spliced from 3 exons. The coding region runs from base 975 to 2504 and encodes 509 amino acids. The record is from RefSeq and is a predicted model, not a curated record.
GAGGUGCAAACCAGCCGCGAAUUCGAAAGGCGGCCAGUUGCUGUCCGCGCGUCGUUCGAGACGCAUCGUCAGAAUUUUAUUUUCGAAUUAAUCGUAUCGAGGUAAAACGUCGUCGUAAUAAUAGUCAUCGUAGUAAUAAUAGUCAUCGUCGUAGUCGUGAUUACAAAAAAAAACAAACUCAAUGCUUCGAUUUAUUUUUCAAUAAAAAGAAGAAGAAGAAGAAUAAACAAACAAUCAUUUUCGAUAAAUCAAAUCGACGAUUAUUUUCGAUCACGAUUACGCGUAACGGGACCUUGAUCCCGUAUCGUACGGGGGCAUCUUAUUUUCGAGAAUACAUUAACGUCAGUGUCUUCAGUGUUUUAAGAGAAAAGAGAUAUAUCAUCAUCGGAUUGGCUGACACCAGACCGAAAUAAAUACGAGAACACCUGACGUAAUAGUUUCGCGAUGAUGAUAUCUUACGUUAUUAUUAUCGUGAAUUCACUUCGUUCUAAUUGGAUUUCAACGAUCUACCGAAAAAAAGGAGACCAAGUGUUUUCGAUACCAUAAAUUUAAUCAGUCGAUGGAUCUUAACUCGAAUAAACGAGACAAAUCAUACGAUAUUAUUAAGUACAGUGUAGAAAUCAGGAAUAAUGAUUCUACGAAAAAUAUUACCACCGAUAGAAUAACGUAGUCAAGUUCGUGGCGGGCUCUUUGACGUACGCCACGAAAAAACCCCCAUAAGAACACUAACUUUACAUUUUUAAUAUUUAAAUAUAAAAAAAGAAUAUAUAUUGAGAAAAAAAUAUUCGAGAGAGAGAAAGAGAGAGAGAGAGAGAGAGAAUCAGAAGAAUAUAUUAUUUCGUUAAACGUGUUGAAAAAUUCGGUUCUCCUCGAAGGAUCCGGUCUCUCGGUUCGGAUUACACCAUGUAAAAAAACCAUCUGGAAAAUUAAAAGAAGAGAAAGGAAGGAAGGGAAGGAAGGAAGGGUCACACAAAAUGGGAGCAGCGAAAUUCGUGUUGGGUAGUGCGAUUCUCGGAGUAUUUUGGAGCUGUUUGCUGAUGAAAGGUGUCCUGACGAAUUCAACGAACAGGUGCGACUAUUCGCCCUGCUCCUGCGAUCACUAUGGCAGGUUGACUUGCGACUGCAAAGAGGAAGGAGAGGAAUUGAUCCUGAGCACGGAAAGCGAGAAGAAAUUGAGCCCGCACACUAGUAGAAUAGUCGUGAACAAUUGUUCGUCCGUGAUCGUAGCGAACUCAAGUUUGAUAUCGAUGAUUGGUCUACGAUCAGUGGAUCUGGUGAACGUGGGGAAUCUAAGCUUGGUCAGGCAAAGCUUCAAACUUUCGUCUCACAGCGCGCGGACCAGGAUAUCCGUGAGGAACUGCAGCAUAGACGUGCUGCCUAGUUUCGUGUUUGGUGGGGACGUGGAAGCGAUAAGCUUCGAGAACGUGAGGAUAGGUCAGUUGAGCGCGUUCGCUUUCGCGAAUCUCUUUCACACGGAUACCCUGAGGUUGGAAAAUUGUCAGAUCGAGAAUACGGAGGCGCAAUCAUUCAAAAAGUUCGACGUGGGAUAUUUGCACGUGAUCGGUGGUAGUUUCGGUGAACAAGUACCCAGUCGUACGAUGAACGACAUCGAGGUACACCACAAGUUCAUGCUGGACGGUGUCAAAAUGGGUAUUGUCAGGAGCGAGGCAUUCAUCGUCAGAAGCCCACGUACCGUUGCAAUUCAAAACUGUCUGAUAGACGGUCUUGAAAGCGAGGCCUUUGAUGUCACAGCUCAAGGUGCAGUAAUAAUAAAGAAUAACACCUUUGGAAGUUUAGCCGUAGGCGCGUUUCUCGGUAUAAGAUCCGAUCCGGAAACUAGGCCACCACCGGCUUCCUCAUCUUCCGCUAAUCUUCACGACCUCAUAUUCAAGAACAACAGCAUAUCCACGUUCGAGGAGGGAUCAUUAAUGUUCGAUCGUUCGAGCUUUCGCCCAGAACUCGAUGAUCUGUUGGUAAAACAAUCCUGCGAUUGUCAGAUGUUACCAUUAUGGAGGAACAACGUAUUAAAUUACACUAACGUAUACUCGAGAUUUUACAUGAGACAAAACGCGGUUGUACCACCUAUUUUAUCGAGCCAAGAUUCAUCUAUAGAAUCACCGGAUAGUUUUCUAUUUUGCAUGGACGUUGAUACGAUUGUUAGUUUCAACGAUUACGAUACCAGACAUUGUUCUUUAGGUGGAUCUAUGCUGAUAUUGAUUGUCGCGAUAGUUGGUAUUAUCGUUACGUUAAUCAUUUUCGCGUGCCUGAUCGUCUGGUGUUGCAAAAGACGACGUAAUAACGAUAGAAAACGAUGGAUGAGCGUACCGACCAAUGCACCUGAUGUUGUAUCCAAGAAAAAUGGUGUCAUAGGUAGAGAAAUAGCAACGACGGGUACCCCGGUAGACAGCAGGAUAACCAUGGUCGUACCAGAUGGUAGACUCUACAGGGAAACCGAGUUCCAUGUUAUCGUAGAAAAGGCCGAGCCCCUGACCACCGAAUUGUAACGAGAAGCCUCAUACGACUCGGCGCGUUCCAUCAACGAUCGAAUUCAACAUUUCGAGGAUGAUCAUCAAAGGGAAAUGGAACCGUCGGGCUCGUCAACUGUCGCCAAUUCUUCCUCUCGUUUUAGAGUGUACAAGCUUUGAUACGAUACGUCCGAAAUAAAUAACAAUCAAUUGAACGAACAACCUAAUUGCAAUUGCAACUGCAACUGCAAUUGCGCAACAAGAACGACGACAACAAUUUUAACGAUCAGACUAAACGUUAAGCGUGUGAUUUUUUUGAUGUGCGUGAAUCAUUUUUCUUCUUCUUCUUCUUCUUACUCUUCCCUUUCGUCGUAAAAUAAUAAUGUUAGGGAAAGGAAAAGAAAAGAAAAGAAAAAUCAUAGAACUGGAACGUUUUUGAUAAAUGCGAAUGAUGAUUGUACCUCCUUAACGGUUCCUCCAAAACUUUUGUUUCUCCACGUUUACAUGCGUGCAUUAUAUGCGACAAACAAACAAAAUGAUAUCUAUAUGUAUAAGACGAUAAUGUGAUGCGUUAUGUCAAAGAAAAAAAAAGCAAACUAUAACAACACGUAGUCCUGACUAUAAAUCCUGCAACUGGCGAUUGAAAAUGUUGUCAAUGAAACAAAAAAAAAUUAAGAUAACCCCUUACCUAUUCGCUAUUGGAUUUGUUUAGUCGAGUAUUCUCCUAUUAGUACAAGACAGUGUUCGUAAGCUUCCCAUUAACAUAUCAUAAAAGCACGAGUACCGAUUAUCCGAGCAUCUCUUUGACCAUUCUUUUACUUUUGACCAUCUCCCAUCUAUUGUUAUACUUUUUUUUUCUUUUUCCUUCUUUCCUUCCUUUUUUACUUACUUACUUACUUACUUACUUACUUACUUUGAGGCGGUCACGUUCCUCUCAGCGGUUAAGAGAUUUCCGAUCGAGGUCACGAGGACGGUUAAUCGGUCGUCGUUGCUAGUUAAGUUUAUAUCGUUAGGUAGCUUUCAAAAGAAGACGGCUGGUUAUCUAAGAAGAAGAAGAAGAAGAAGAAAACUACUACGACGAUGACGACGAACCACGUUUCAAGUAAUACGAGAAAACACAGAGAUGAGUUUCUUCAUUUAGAAUUCUAUUCGUUCCUUUCAAAAGCACGGAUUCAGUAGAAGAAGAGAGAGAGAGAGAGAGAGAGAAGAACCUUAAGAAUCUUCUUAACAAACUUAAUCUCGUAAUUUUUCAUUUGAUUUUUAAUUCUAAAGCAACCAAACCAGCCAGAGAAAGAGAUAUAUUAAAUAUACCCGUCAGUUAUACAUAUAUACAAACACACCAACCAACACAUGUAUAUUAUCUCAAUAGAAACAGAUUAACGUUAGCUAAAAAAAAGAAAGAAAAACAAAAAAAGCUCGGAUAAUAAAAUCACCUAAAUUAUUUCCUUAUUCCAUUAUGAUUUCAAUAACGAGAGACAUACAAACGAUGCAAGUGAAAUCACUUAUUUCUUUUUUCUUUUCUCAUUAAAUAAUUAAACAACAAGAGUCAUUACGUAAAAGAUUAAUAAGAAACCGAUAGAUCCUAGAUCUGAAUUUGCAUAGACACAGAAGAUGCAGAAUAAGAAGAAUUAGAAGAAAAAGAUCCUAACAAAAAAGUGCAAUGUUUAAAAAAAAUGUUGUCAGAGUAUUUUGUUCUUAUUUUAUUCUCUUGGUUGUCGUCGUUGUUGUUGUUGUUGUUGUAAUGCUUGUAAAAUGGUAUCCAAUACUUGGGCGAAAAUUCAUGCAUUAUUAAUGCACACUACUCGUCCCUUUUGCAACGAUAUUCCAAAGGUAAUUUCACCUUAGCCUGGAGCGAUAACGUCAGGCAGAAAUUGGGCCUCGAAGCUUCCGAGAUUAUUGCACGAGAUGACCUUCGUCUUACGCUUUACCUUGAGCCUUGAGAAAAUCUUUCAAGGUUUAGAUAUAUUACUAUUAAUUAUCGUCAGGAUUUGCGAGCGUUAUACAAUGCAAUAACGUUGAAACAAACAAAGAAAUGCAUAGAUACGUGCGAAAUGCGGAGUGCUCGUUAGAAAAUAUUGCGGAGUAUACGUCUAACGAUUAUCGCUUUUUGGCGAAAAUUAAGUUUUCUAAUCGACCGUUUAUUAGUUUUAAUUAUCGUGAAACUGUGAUAUACGAACAGCUGACUAUGUAAUUUGUUUUUUUUACAUCGAACGACGUACGAUCGACGAUGAAGAAUAAAGAUCACUACGCUAAAUAAUUUUCAGCGAUAAAAA